This is a messenger RNA of Sordaria macrospora k-hell, 411 nucleotides long. NCBI's taxonomy places the organism in Eukaryota, Fungi, Ascomycota, Sordariomycetes, Sordariales, Sordariaceae. The record is from RefSeq and is a predicted model, not a curated record.
AUGCAAACCGACCCCCCCGCUGGUGUUUCCGCCUCUCCCGUACCCGAUAAUGUUAUGACCUGGAACGCCGUGAUUAUCGGACCCGCCGACACGCCCUUCGAGGAUGGCACCUUCCGCCUGGUGAUGCACUUUGAGGAGCAAUAUCCCAACAAGCCCCCCUCGGUCAAGUUCAUCAGCGAGAUGUUCCACCCCAACGUUUACGCCACCGGCGAACUCUGUCUCGACAUUCUCCAGAACCGCUGGAGCCCUACGUACGACGUGGCGGCUGUCCUCACAAGCAUUCAAAGUCUGCUUAAUGACCCGAACACAGGAUCGCCUGCGAACGUCGAAGCCUCCAACCUCUACAAGGACAACCGCAAAGAAUACCACAAGAGAGUCCGGGAAACGGUUGAGAAGAGCUGGGAGGAUUAA